UUCAUCAGAGCUGUUUCUCUCCUGCACUCCUUCUGCGCUGGGUGGCAGGAGAAACUGCCCCCCUCCCGGAUGAUUUGAUUCUUUCCGUGCCCCAAUUGAUGCCCGGCCAGAUGCAGUGGGUCCUUCUCCUGUUGCUGUUCCUCGUAAACUCCAUGGAAAUGCUCGCACAAGCCAGAAGGAAGAAACAAGUAAGCACUGCCAUGUUUGAGAACUGCACCGGAUGUGUGAUGUGCUCAGAGGACAACGGGUGCAUUUCCUGCCAGCAGAGGCUCUUCCUGCUCAUCUGGAGGGACGGGAUCCGACAGUACGGCGCCUGCGUCCAUGCCUGUCCGCUGGGCUACUUUGGGGUGCGAGGCCAAGAAGUCAACCGAUGCAUCAAGUGCAGGUCGCCCAGCUGCGAGACCUGCUUCAGCAAAGACUUCUGCAUGAAAUGUAAAGAGCGGUUCUAUCUGCACAAAGGCAAAUGUUUGAACACCUGCCCUCCCAACACCAUGGCCUGGCACAGUACCCGGGAAUGCCAAGAAAACUGCGAGACGGCCCCCUGGGGCAGUUGGAGCCCCUGCACCAACCAAGGGCAGACGUGUGGGUACAAGUGGGGCUCAGAGAUCCGAGUCCGGGAGACCCUCCGGAGCGGGAAGGAAGACGCAGCCCUGUGUCCGGUGCUGUCCGAGUCCAGGAAGUGCCGGAUGAAGCGGCACUGUGUCGGAGAGAAGAAUGAAAACAAGAAGAAGGGAAAAAAGGAAAGGAAGCAGAGGAAGAAGAAGAAAACAGAUUCUUUCAAGGUCACUUAAUGAGCUUCAGAGCAAGUGGGCUUGUCUUGGGGGGAAGCAACACGCAACAAAGUCCAUCAGGGAGCACCAUCAUUGGCCAAAAAAAUAGGAUAGCUUCUAUCUUUCUUUCUGCCCUUCAAGGUUCCUCUUCAGUCCCUCGGUUCCCCACCAGCCUUUCCACCAGGGUAAGGUGGUUCAUGAGGCCUCUUGGCCUUCUCUCCAACAUGCUUGGACAAAGGAAGAUGGAAGACCGAAUCCGGGCAUCAUCUUUCCAUAUUGAUAUCUGGAGCACCAUUCCCCCCACCCCACCACCCACUACCUCUCCGUCUCGGCACCUCUGACUUUACGAGUCUGCAGAGGAGGGAACCACAUGAAGGGGGCUAACCCUGGCUCUUUAAUCGGCUGUGGAAGGGGGAGAUGCUCCAUCAAGAAGAGCUGGAAGACCACGCAGAGUCCUAACCUAAGACCCCAAGUGAUGGACCUCUAGGGGGAAUGCAAGAUCUCCUCCAGCUUCACCCUGGUUCUUCCUCUAACCUUAAAAGAGUUCUCCUGAAUCUUUCUCUGUGUUAUUCUAGGAACAGAUUAUCCAA
This is a messenger RNA of Python bivittatus (Burmese python), 1360 nucleotides long. It is a transcript of the gene RSPO4, whose product is annotated as R-spondin 4. The record is from RefSeq and is a predicted model, not a curated record. NCBI's taxonomy places the organism in Eukaryota, Metazoa, Chordata, Lepidosauria, Squamata, Pythonidae.